This is a messenger RNA of Monoraphidium neglectum, 1548 nucleotides long. Its product is annotated as patatin. The record is from RefSeq and is a predicted model, not a curated record. The coding region runs from base 1 to 1548 and encodes 515 amino acids. NCBI's taxonomy places the organism in Eukaryota, Viridiplantae, Chlorophyta, Chlorophyceae, Sphaeropleales, Selenastraceae. The transcript has 6 exons. Gene Ontology annotation, biological process: lipid metabolic process.
AUGGCGCCCGCCGCCCCCGUCGUACCAGCGCCACACGCCGCCGCCGCCGCCCGCCCCGCGCGCGUCUCGCCGUGCGCCCCGCAGGCGCCCUCCCCCGGCGCCGCCGCGUCGUCUGGCCGCCUGCAGCGCCUGAUCACCGCCUUCGCGCCCGGCGGCGCCGCCGCGAAGCCCGCGGCCGCCUCGACGGUCCCCAAGGCGGCGACGGUCGUCGACCCCGCGACCGCGCCGGCCGCGCCGGAGCUUCUGCUGCCGCGGUCGGCCCCAGAGGCGCCGCUGCUGCCGCCGCCGGACCACCCUGUGCUGGAGCUGCUGCGGCAGCGGGUGCGGGAGGGCAGCGUCCCGGGCCGGCGCAGCGACGGGUUCAAGCUGGGGCUGGUGGUGGAGGGCGGCGGCAUGCGCGGCAUUGUGACAGGUGGGCAGCGCCGAGCGGGACGUACGGGUGCGGCGGAGCCCCCUCGCCGCCCGGGCGCCUGGUGCGCGGCGGCGGAGGGCGCCCUGCGGCAGGCGGCCGGCCGGGGCGCGGCCGGUGCCGCCUGCGCCAUGCUCAUGGCCCUGCUGGGGUGCGACACUCGUGAGGCGUUCGACGCAGUGUACGGCGCGUCGGCGGGCGCCAUCAAUUCGACCUACUUCCUCACGGGCCAGCCCGAGGGUCUGGACAUUUACGCGGACCACCUGGCCACCAGCGAGCGCUUCCUAUCGCUCAAGCGCUACUGGAUGGGCGGGGAGGCGCCCGCGAUGGAUCUGGAGUUUCUGAUGGACGAGGUGAUGACGAACGUCACGCCCCUGGACUGGCGCGGCGUCAUGGACAGCCCCGUGCCUCUCAAGGUUGUGGCCUCCAGCCUGGACACCCUGAGGGCGGAGCUGCUGCAGGACUUUGACUGCCCCUUUGACCUGCGGGAGUGCCUCAAGGCCAGCGCCAACGUGCCCGCCAUUGCUGGGCCGCCGCGCGUGCACAGGGGGCACAGGCUGGUGGAUGCGGCCGUGUUUGAGCCGAUCCCCGUGAAGUCUGCUGUGCGCGACGGGUGCACGCACGUGCUGGCGCUCUGCAGCCGCCCAGCGAGCAGCGGGCCCGCCUGGGGCAAGGCGGCGAAGCGGGCGCUCACGGCGGCGGUCAAGCAGGGGCGGCCCUUGGAGGAUCUGCUGCUGUCAAUGGCGGGCCCCGCCCCCUCAAGAUUGGACCUGUCGGGCGACGACGAGGCGUACCACGCGUUUCUGGAUCGGUUGAUCAGCAGCAGCGGCGGCGGCGGCGGCGGCAGCCGCGGGGCCAGCCCAUCGUCGUCGCUCGACGAGCAGCCGGCGGCCGACGCCGCGGCCGCGCGCGCGCGCGCGGCGCGGAGCGACAUGGUCGGGUGCGGGCGCGCGGGGGGCGUGCGGGCGGCGGACGGGGUGGGGGGGAGCCACAUCCUGCCGAUAUACCCAGGGGCGGACGCGUCGUUCUCGCCCGUGUGCACGCACGUGCCGACCCUCAACAAAGGGCGGCAGGAGGGCUUCGAGUCCAUGCGGCGCGUGCUGGUGCCCGCGCUCGCGGCGCCGCCGCGCGCGCGGUGA